UAGUUAGUCAAGGGGAUGAAAGCGUGCUCGACGGCGGCUGGUGAUUGCGAGGUGGACAGCGGGCUUCUUAUGUGCAUACUUUGACGACAAGGAGCGCGUGGGUGUUAAUGAAUUGAGAAUCUCGCGACGCCGCGACGCGGAGGAACUUUCGUACGAGUGAUUUUUAUCUCCGCGAGGAAAGCGCAUGGUCAGUCGGGUCCACGGUCCGCCUACAAACUCCACGUGUUCGCCGAACUGCUGGACCUUCAUCUCUCGUGAUUGGUGAUUUUAUUCGCUUUGCUGAACACAUUCGUUCAGUCAUGGGAAGAAAAUGAAAAUUAUGUUCAACGACUCGACGCUGUUACUGUAGAUGAAAAUAGUGCAAUUUGACCUGGAAAACUGUGAUGAGUUUCGUUCGACAAUGGGGGUAAAGUGAUUUUUAUUUCGUUGAAACCCUUUUUUUGUAUUCGAGCCCACUGAGAAUUGGGCAACGAAUAUUUCGUUCGUUCGUCACCAUUCUUGCUCAGUGUUGUCAUUUUGCAAAUGUUGCACGAUGCAAAAGGAAAUAUAGAGCGUGAAAAAAGGGCCUCAACCAAACAGUCUCGCGGCUAACGCGUGCGUGCGGUUGUGCGUUUUUACGAAGACGCGUGUCAUUGAAAAGUGUUCAAUUCCAAACUUACAUAUGUAAAAGGAAGUUCAAGGAUGCAGGACUCCUCGAGUUUAAUUUAUGGAAAAAGGACUUUGUGCUAGUGUGAAAAUGGCAAAUAAGCACUGACGAGGUGAGUCGAAAGUCGGGAAUGUGCGUCGUCCAUGAUCACGCGUAUAGAGGAACAUUAUGCAAGUGACACAAUCAUUUAUUCGUUUGUGAAUUUGUCCAAUUUUGGAUUAACCGUCCGGCCAAAAUGGUGCGUAGAUUAAUAAGAAAAAAAAAAUCGUACAGCACGCAUAGGUGCCUGCGAAAUACUCGGAGUGGGGUUGAUCGCCGUUAGAGCGCAACGUUACACGGUUGUUGGUCAGUAGUCUCGCAAGGGUGAGAGGUGGGACGAUGCAAUGUUUGACUAGUACGAAGAGAGGUCGUGGCCACUUCUAACAGCUUUCCGCCCCCCAAUUCGAACCGGCGAUUCCAAUUUUUUGCCAACUUUACCGAAAUUCGCAAUCACAAAGAUUUUUUCAUCUCGCGCACAAAGUUCUUGGUAACUACUAAAUUAUGACAUCGAAGAGUUUCAAAGUGAGACUGAAGGUGGGCGCGCUUGACCGACGUGCUGCCGAAUGAUGAAUCGCUUCGUUCGCGUUUACCUUCGAUUCGUGUGUUAAGAACUGCGAAUAAUGAGCAGUGUGCGAUCUCCAGUAGUGACUUCCGCUAGUGGUCGGACACGAUUUUUCUCAGUUCCUAAACGAAACUCGGUGUCCGAGAAAUUGGAGAAAAACGCAUUCACCAGGGGAUUUAGAUGUUGAUUUACCGAGCGCUGGAUCAACACGUGGGAAGCUACGCAUGGUUUCGGAAUCUAUGAAUGAAAAUAUCUCACCAGGUUUUAUAUAUACCGGCAGGUCUUCCAAGCCAUAAAGAGCAAUGUACCGUUACCAGGACGACCGAAGGGGCUGGAUCAGCGGGUCUUUGUACUAGAGCGAAAGAGCAAAAGAGAUAGAAAGUAAUAGCAGAAAACGGGGAGGAGGGGCAAGGGGGAUGCUGUGAGAGGAGUUCUCUCUACAUCGCUUUAUACAAGCCAAAAGGCGAGGGUGUUCGAGGGGGUUUCACUGAGGGAAGCUGCGAAGUGAUAUUUCCUAGAGAUGGAGUUUCUGCAGAACCACCAUCCGGCGAACAACUCGGAGUCGCCGUAUACCCUCGGUUCAGGAUCCGUCGGUAGCAUCGAGGCGAACAUACCUGUAUCCGGCUUGUGUACCGGUUCGCUCGGUGUCUUAUCGAGCGAUGACGUUUUGACGGAUAACCCGAACGAGGAAGCCCUGAAUGGUCUUCAGGGCACCCUGCGACUUCAGGAUCUUCAAAAUUCUCCUGAUGACAUAAACGCCGACCAAAACCAACAGCUACAGAAUACCGGGCAGGGCCAAAUCGUUAGCGAAUUCGGAGCCAGUUUUUGGGUGGACGACAUGGCCGGAUUCCCGCUUCCACCUCUCGACUUGGACCCUCUUACUCCUGGACUUUUCAGUCCGUGUUCCGGUAAUUACAAUUGGGGCUGCACGAGAGGAGAUUGCGUUCCCAGAACCGGAAACCCAAACGGGGAAGGGGUGGCGGACGUUUUGUUAUCAUUGAAACACGCUGUCGUUCACCCUGGAAGCCCGAGCAAUGGUUAUUAUUCUACCGGAGGAUCGGCUCAUCAUUACGUUCAGGACUAUGGGCAGAAUGUUGGUCCACCGGUUGCUCCGACUCACUACGCACCGGGGCCUGCUAUGUCCGUAAAUGUUUCGAUGAACAUGACGAUGAACAUGAACAUGCAUCCCGGGUACGACCAGUAUACGUCGGCCUGGGGCGUGGAGCCCCUAUUGAGUCCCGCCCCUCAGUACAACCCUGUCGAGGCACAGACGAGGCUUAAUCAACCCCCGUCCAAUAGUCUACUAGGUCCGCAUCCGCAUUCCCAUCCCCAUCCCCGUUUGCAGUCGGGGGAGCACGCGCUCUGCAUCGGGAAUGGUGGUGGUGGUGGUGGUGGCUCGAACGUUGCCCAGGACGACAAUGGCAGACCGAAUUUGUGCCGAAUAUGUGGCAAAACUUACGCGAGACCGAGCACCCUGAAAACACAUCUGAGGACUCAUUCUGGUGAAAAACCUUUCAGGUGUCACGCAUGUUCGAAAGCGUUCAGUCAAGCAGCCAAUUUAACAGCUCACGCGAGGACCCAUUCGGGUGAGAAACCUUUUCGAUGUCCAGUUUGCGACAGGAGAUUUUCACAGAGUAGUUCAGUGACGACACACAUGAGAACACAUUCGGGAGAACGACCUUACAGGUGCAGAUUCUGCAAGAAAGCGUUCUCGGACAGUUCGACCCUAACAAAACAUCUGAGAAUUCAUUCGGGUGAGAAGCCUUAUCAGUGCAAGCUUUGCUUGCUGAGGUUCAGUCAGAGUGGCAAUCUAAACAGGCACAUGAGGGUUCACGGUGGCUCUUUAACGUGACACACCACGCUACACCCAAUGAACGGUGAUACAUUGCCGCAGUGCUGUCGUAUACCGGUUAUCCGACUCGGAACGAGCUUACAACGAAAUCACUAGUAGAUUAAAUUACAACGCGAGUCAAUAUAUAAAAAGACCGAAAAAGAGACGACGAAAAUUAUAUCCGAGCAGAAAUUCCCUAUUUUCGUCCCUUCGAUCCCCGUGAAUUUAUUGAUUUUCGAAGUAACAAAAAAAACAAACAAACCAACGAAAAUCUUCAUCGUUAUGAAUGCGCAAACGCAACGUUAUAGUGAACAACACAUAUACAUAUAUAAAUAUAGAAAAAAAAUAAUGCGAAAGAAAAUUGGCACGAGUCGUUUUGAACCGUGAAAGUAUCGAAAAAUUCGCAUCGUUGAAAGGGAAUGUAAAAUAUUUUUUAUUUUUAUUUAUUUAUUUUCCAAUUUCUGAGAUUUUCCUAUUCAUUUUAGCAACGUUGAGUUCCUGAUAAAAAAAAACAAAUAUCUCUUGCUUCAACAGGUGAAUGUUAAAAAUUACAAGUACAGAAGAAAGUUUUGUCACGUUCUCACGAAAGUAGCUACCGAUCGAUCGUCGGAAUAAAAGUUAAUUAAUUACGAAAAUCACAAUUUUCAAAAGAAAAAAAUCAUGAGUUGUUGUAUGCAACGCCUGAACGCAACGAAAGAUAUAUUAAUUUAUUUUUAUUUUCAAACCAUCUCAAUGUUUGGGGUGAAUAGAAUGAAUAAAAGUCUAACUAAUUAUUCGAAUGGAAGAAAAGUUGAAAUGCGAUCAUUUCAACGAUGCAAGCUUGAACAUUAUUGAGAAAAAAAAAAGGAAGAAAAACGACUGAAGGAAGGUGAGGGGAUAUAAAUCAUCGGAUAAAAAGGUAUCUGCAGCAUUCACCACAGCACCGUUGAUUAUUGUACAAAUAUUGUAUUUAUUAUAAUUAUUAUUAUUAAUUAUAACUAAUAUUAAUGUUGCGGUUUUCACCACAUUUACUUCUCA
This is a messenger RNA of Venturia canescens, 4095 nucleotides long. Its product is annotated as protein glass-like. NCBI's taxonomy places the organism in Eukaryota, Metazoa, Arthropoda, Insecta, Hymenoptera, Ichneumonidae. Gene Ontology annotation, cellular component: nucleus. Gene Ontology annotation, molecular function: DNA-binding transcription factor activity, RNA polymerase II-specific. The transcript has 7 exons. The coding region runs from base 1768 to 3099 and encodes 443 amino acids. Gene Ontology annotation, biological process: regulation of transcription by RNA polymerase II. The record is from RefSeq and is a predicted model, not a curated record.